AUGCACAAGAAGGAGCCAGGAGUUGCAAAGAGUGUGUGCAUCGCCGCCAUUAUAGCCGGAGUGUUUAUGCUGUUCGUCUUGGUAGUUAUCUUGGCGGUCAGUGCCGGACGGGGAAAUGGGGAAUCACUCUACGAUAAAGACGAUCCGAUCCUCGAACUUGACGUCGACACGUUCAAUCCAGCAAUCUAUGGAGUGAAUAAAAAAAUAUCUUUCCAGAAAAAGGCACAUUUCGUCGAAUUCUACUCAUCAUGGUGUGGAGCUUGUAUUGGAUACGCACCUACGUUUAAGAAAUUCGCGAAACAGCUCGAAAAAUGGGCUCCAUUGGUCCAAGUUACGGUCGUCAACUGCGCCGAUGACAAGAACAUGCCACUCUGCAGAGAGCACUCUGUUAGCUCCUACCCAUCUCUUAGAUCAUCAUCUGAAUUAAAAUUAUUCCAGUACUUCAAAUACAACUCAGCCUCCAAAGACGACGGUAUGAAGUAUAGCGGAGACAAGUAUGAUAUCAAUAAGCUGGCUCACGACAUUGCUGGACUUGCUCAAGCGGAUGCUCAACGACAGAAUCCGGAAAACUGGCCAACUUUCCUUCCGCUAUCAGACUCGACAACCCUCGAAGACGUCUUCAAAUCCAUCGGAAGCACUCCAUACCUUGCAAUCGUUGUUCAGGAUAGUCCAUCUGUUAUUGCUUGGUCCAACCUGAUCAACUAUCAUGGGAACAAUGCAUUAAAGGUUGCUUAUGUUGAGCAGAAACAUCAAAUCGCUUUGAAAUUCUUCUCCGAUGGCGGUGCGCACGCUCUGUUGUUCUCCAAUGGAAAUGCUGAGCCAAUGUGGAAGAGUAGCAGUCCGAUUGAGAAGUGGUUAGAUGUGCAGGAGAAAGUUGAGGAGUUGAUUGGAGACAAAAUUGCUGCAAGAAGUCCGACUAUUCAGCCAGUGAACGCAGCGCCUGUCAUCGCCGCACCGUCGAAUCCACUGAACAACCAAUUUGAAGUGCAACUCGUUGAUCUGAAAAGUGCAAUGAGCUACAUGCUGUACAAAGAGAUUCCAAGAAGAGAGGAGAUCCGAGAUGAGCCAUUGGCCGCAUUGAAGCAAUGGAUGCAUACUUUGAAGAAGUAUGCCCCUGGAACCACACCAAUGCGUCGCCUGUUCUUCCGUCUUGACGAAUGGAUCCAACUUCGUUCAGUUGUAACGGCUAACGAAUGGACGGCUAAAGUCGAUGAGAUUCAACAAGCUCUCGGAAACCCACUUCCAAAAGAGAUCACCUGGAUGGCUUGUGCUGGAUCCAAGCCAAAUCUUAGAGGAUACACAUGUGGACUUUGGACAUUGGCACAUACGAUUACUGUAGAAGCUUACAAACAGGAAAAACACAAUACCGCCUUCAAGCCAGUGAUCGACGUGCUCGAGCCGUUCCGUGCCUUCAUCUUCCACUUUUUGAGUUGCUCCGAGUGUGCGCAGAAUUUCACCAAGGAGGCUGAGAAGAAUCAGCUCCACCUGGUCACUAGAGCUGAAGAUGUGUAUGCUUGGUUGUGGAGAGUGCACAAUUUCGUGAACAAGAGACUGUCCGGCUCGUUGACCGAUGAUCCAUCCUUCAAAAAGCAACAGUUCCCACCAAAAUCGGUUUGCCCAGACUGCUACGACUCCAAUGGAGAAAUUGAUGAAGCCAAGGCGCUGCCGUUCGUAUUCAAAUACUACUCAAAUAUCAAAACGGAUCCAGCAGAAAACGUUCCUGGUUACAAAGUGGUUGAGUACAAGGAAGGAAAGACACUUUCCGCUGGUCAACGUCAUCUGAACCCCAAGUUCCAAGUCCACGCUGGAAAAGUUGAUCAACUAGAAGCCAACGAAAAAGUGAAAAAUGUUCUUGACGCCAGCCCACAAAGAACGUGGAAGGAUAUCGAUGGAUACGACAAUAUUCCGGAAUCAAGCCGCACACACUGGUAUUUCAUCUGGCUCUCGUUGAUCGGAGUGGCGCUGAUCGUUGUCUACUGCAAAUACCGGAAGAACAGAUCAAAGUUUUGGAAAACUUUCUAUUAUCAAAACGAUUUCAAACUGUGA
Caenorhabditis briggsae is the source of this 2046-nucleotide messenger RNA. NCBI's taxonomy places the organism in Eukaryota, Metazoa, Nematoda, Chromadorea, Rhabditida, Rhabditidae. Gene Ontology annotation, cellular component: Golgi membrane. The transcript has 12 exons. Gene Ontology annotation, biological process: protein folding. The coding region runs from base 1 to 2046 and encodes 681 amino acids. The record is from RefSeq and is a predicted model, not a curated record. Gene Ontology annotation, molecular function: flavin-dependent sulfhydryl oxidase activity; protein disulfide isomerase activity.